This is a messenger RNA of Mesorhabditis belari, 783 nucleotides long. Lineage: Eukaryota; Metazoa; Nematoda; Chromadorea; Rhabditida; Rhabditidae. The record is from the annotation of a GenBank genome assembly.
AUGGAGAUGUCAACUCGAAUUUCUUUCUUCCGGGGUGUUGAUUCAUUGGAAGUGCAUGCCAACGUUUUGGAGGUCGUCCAUCAAGAAAAAACAUUGCGUUUUGCUUAUCCAGACAAUUCGGAUGGUCGCAAAUUUGCGGUGAAAAUGGAUAAGAACGUCCGCGUUUUUCUACCAGAAAUGACACUUGAGUAUCAAAGCGAAGGCGUUUGGCUUCGUACUGAGGUGGUCGGUUUCUGUGCUGAAUUCAUCGACAUGGUGAAAUUUGCUGCCUUUCUCACAAAAUUGUCCAAUAUUGCCGGUUAUCAGCAGUUGGUUGUAUCAGAUGGCGAUUCAUCCCAAGAAAUGGAAGAAGACGAAGACGAUUCGCAAAGUGAUCAAUCGGAUGAAUACAUCUCGAUGAAUCCUGAAUACAGCAUCUUGAAAGACUACACUGCAAUGGCUGUGACUCCUCAGCAUAUCGAGCUGGUUGUCGCCGGAAAGACACUGCGUUUUGCACACGGACCUCUGGUUCCUCGUCCGCUUCCGCGUCCUCUUCCGCAUGGUCGUGGUCGUGGUGCUGGUGCCGGUGCUCAAGGGGCUCCAGGCUAUGAAUACAGAAAGGCUCGAACACAGCCUAAGGACAAAUGGAUGGCCUACGUCAUCCCAGGCGUGAUUCUACAGGACUUGGCAAACCAACAAUACGUGGAUGUCUUUGAGGUCGACCUAUAUAUUGAAUUCGACAACGGUGAUCUUCACAGCGACUUACUACUGGCUCUCAAGGCGAACAACUAUUUUGCCAAGAAA